Molecule: messenger RNA, 1025 nt
Organism: Elaeis guineensis (African oil palm)
Lineage: Eukaryota; Viridiplantae; Streptophyta; Magnoliopsida; Arecales; Arecaceae
Product: high-affinity nitrate transporter-activating protein 2.1
Biological process (GO): response to nitrate; nitrate transmembrane transport
Cellular component (GO): plasma membrane
Molecular function (GO): nitrate transmembrane transporter activity
Source: RefSeq, a predicted model, not a curated record
CUUUCCCUCACCAAACCAGCUGAGAGAUCAAUAGACAAAGAAGACUUCUUUCUUCCCUCCUCCUCCUCCUUCGCGUGGGAUCGAAAGGGAGAUGACUCGUCGUCUGCUCUCAACUCGACGGGCUACUGCUCUUCUUCUCCUCAUCUGCUAUGUAGGGUCUUCCAUGGGAUCAGCGCACUUCUCCGACCUUAAACGGACUCUCAUAGUAACUGCAUCUCCAAAACCUGGCCAAGUAUUGUAUGCUGGAGAAGACAAGAUCACAGUUACAUGGAAGCUGAACAGCUCCCUGCCGGCCGGCACCGAUGCGGCAUACAAGAAGGUCAAGGUGAAGCUCUGCUAUGCUCCGGUGAGCCAGAAAGACCGGGGGUGGCGCAAGACUGACGACAACCUCAAGAAGGACAAGACAUGCCAGUUCAAGGUCACCACCCAGCCCUACGCCGGCAGCGGGAGCUUCGUGUACACCAUCGACCGCACCGUGCCCACCGCCACGUAUUUCGUGCGGGCAUACGUGGUUGAUGCCUCUGAUACUGAGCUCGCUUAUGGGCAGACGACCGAUGCCAAGAAGUCCACCAACCUGUUCGAUAUCGUCGGGAUCACCGGCCGCCAUGCGUCGCUCGACAUCGCCGCGGGAUGCUUCUCGGCCUUCUCGGUGGUGGCGCUGCUCUUCUUCUUUGUCAUGGAGAAGAGGAAGGCCAAGAAGUAGGCAACACAUAUUGCAUGGCUUUUACUACUGCACCCAAACGGAUGGAGUUGAUUAUACUGUUCUAGCUAGCGUGCCUUUCAAACCUUGUUGCACUUCUUGUGUUGAACUGGUCUUCUUCUCUUGUUACUUGAGUGCUAAAAGACUUUGUGAUGCCAAAAGUUACACAUUUCAUCCAGUGUGUGGUUCAGUGGAGAAGGUGUUGUGGUCUGUGCCCUUGGGUGCUUGGCAGUACAGAUUAAACCUGUAUCUUUUUAAUUUGUUGUCAAGGCUUCCAUACUGACGUUACCAUUAAUCUGAUAGUAAGUGAUGCACCAAGUUUCAU